Messenger RNA from Suillus paluster, 1230 nucleotides. RefSeq lists its product as uncharacterized. Gene Ontology annotation, biological process: ergosteryl 3-beta-D-glucoside catabolic process. NCBI's taxonomy places the organism in Eukaryota, Fungi, Basidiomycota, Agaricomycetes, Boletales, Suillaceae. The coding region runs from base 1 to 1017 and encodes 338 amino acids. The transcript is spliced from 3 exons. Gene Ontology annotation, molecular function: steryl-beta-glucosidase activity. The record is from RefSeq and is a predicted model, not a curated record.
AUGGAUGUCAAGCGCUCGUAUGGAUACACCGAUGGUGGCAAAUACAAGGUUGAUUACUCGCGGCAAGAGCGUGCGCUUGAUGCAAGUUUGAACGCGGCGGACGGCGAUAACUGCUUGAACUGGACGGUGUGGACGUGGUGCCCCGAUAGUUCAAACCCUUGGGGGAAUGGGUGGAACAUGGAGGAUCUCAGCCUAUUGUGUAACGACUUGCGUGCAGGAGAAGCGGGAAGGGUCCCGGGCAUCCAGACGCCGUUCAAAUCGUCAAUGGUAUAUCCUUCGCCUUACGCCAACUCUAGUGUCGAAGACGGCGAACCUGUGAAGUGCGAUCCCGCCUCUCUCCUAUCGUUCCUUACGAACGGUGCCACGCGCCCGGUCGUUGGUACCCCUACGAACAUCCAGUUCGACAUCUCCAAAGCGACCUUCCGCCUUACUCUCAAGGUCAACGCAGAGGAUACACCUGUUGACGAAGACGAUGACAUCGUACCUGGAAAGAAAGGACUGUACAAGGAUAGUUCCCUGCCCACCGAAAUUUUCCUGCCUCUCGUUCAUUUUGCCUUGGAUGCUGGCUUGAGCAAAGCCCUCGGUUCUGCCGCCGAGGACCAAGUCGACGAUUUCCUAGACGUUGGGCAGGAAGGGAUGAGCCACAGUUCAUCAGGGACAACGACACCUCGCGCGUACACGUCAUCGACGCUCACUCUUCCUUUGACUUCUCAAGCUGCGCUGUCGCCAAUCAUAUUCAAGGACGACUUGUACGACAUCGCUGUCACUGCAUCCGAGGGCCGCCUGGAGCUUCUCGCGUCGGAGCAGAAGCUUCUCUGGUUCUACACUAUACUGACGGAGAAGGCAGACAAGGAGCUGACGGUAGAAGUGCGCCGUUCAUCAGGUGCCCUCAAGGCCAACUCACUCGGGCUUGGAUAUACCACUGAGAGCAGAGCGAGAGAUGGGUGCGCUGGAUGGCUGGAGCAGGCGGGGUUGUUGGGCGAAGGGUGGUGCCCUAAGGGUUGUUCAAUCAUGUGAAGUGGCGGUUAUUUUAUCUUAUGCUCUUUCCUCGACACAUCUAAUGGCAGCGGUCAAUACAUUCUUUGUAGGAAAUAAUCAUAUGUAUCGUACAUACCUCUCGGCUGCCUCUUGUUAGUACUCAUUUCCAUCACACAAUUUGCUUGGCCAUCGAUCAGUAUUGAUCAGUAUUUACUGCGACUGAGCAAGUUCAGUAGUCAUAAUGCAUCUACC